Aegilops tauschii subsp. strangulata is the source of this 1485-nucleotide messenger RNA. RefSeq names its product serine/threonine-protein kinase SAPK3. NCBI's taxonomy places the organism in Eukaryota, Viridiplantae, Streptophyta, Magnoliopsida, Poales, Poaceae. Gene Ontology annotation, molecular function: protein serine/threonine kinase activity; ATP binding. Gene Ontology annotation, biological process: protein phosphorylation. The record is from RefSeq and is a predicted model, not a curated record.
GGCCAUCGCGCGUCGCCCCGCCGCCCUCGUUCCGUCGCUUCCGCCCCUGCUCCGAGCCGAGGCCGUGCUUCGCUUUCCGGUGACGGCGCGCGCAACUCUCUAUAUUUUUCUCCGCCUCUUGGUCAGCUGUUGGGUCAGCAGCAGCAGCAGCAGCAGCAAGAGGUUUGCUCUGAGUUGGUGCUUCUCCGGCGGCCGGAUUCGUUCCGAGUUGGAGCCGCCCCUUGAAAUUCAGGGAGGCCUUGAGGCCGGCGGGCGGGCGGUGGCGAUGGAGGAGAGGUACGAGGCGUUGAAGGAGCUGGGGACCGGCAACUUCGGGGUGGCGAGGCUGGUCAGGGACAAGCGCACCAAGGAGCUCGUCGCCGUCAAGUACAUCGAGAGGGGCAAGAAGAUUGAUGAGAAUGUGCAGAGGGAGAUCAUCAAUCACCGCUCGCUCCGGCACCCAAACAUCAUACGAUUCAAGGAGGUUUGUGUAACCCCGACGCACCUUGCCAUCGUCAUGGAAUAUGCUGCUGGCGGAGAACUCUUUGAAAGAAUAUGCACCGCGGGGCGAUUCAGUGAAGAUGAGGCAAGAUACUUCUUCCAGCAACUACUUUCAGGGGUCAGCUACUGCCAUUCUAUGGAAAUCUGUCACCGUGAUCUUAAACUGGAAAACACUCUCCUGGAUGGGAGUCCAACACCUCGAGUGAAAAUUUGCGACUUUGGUUACUCAAAGUCUGCUUUGCUGCACUCCAAACCAAAAUCAACAGUUGGUACUCCAGCAUACAUAGCGCCAGAAGUACUUUCGAGAAAAGAAUACGACGGCAAGGUAGCGGACGUUUGGUCCUGCGGCGUGACAUUGUACGUGAUGCUCAUCGGGUCAUACCCAUUUGAGGACCCUGAGGAUCCAAGGAACUUCCGGAAAACUAUCAGCAGAAUCCUUGGCGUGCAAUACUCCAUUCCGGACUACGUCAGGGUGUCCUCCGACUGCAGACGCCUCCUGUCCCAAAUAUUCACUGCCGAUCCUUCAAAGAGGAUCACGAUCGCUGAGAUCAAGAAGCUGCCGUGGUACCUGAAGAGCCUGCCCAAGGAGAUCACGGAGAGGGACAGGGCCAACUUCAAGGAGCCCGAGACGGAGACGGAGACCGCGGCGGCGGCGGCGCAGCCCGUGGAGGAGAUCAUGCGGAUCAUCCAGGAGGCCAAGGCCCCCGGCGACAUGUCCAAGUCGUCGGCCGACGCGGCGCUGCUCGCCGAGCUGGCCGAGCUGCAGAGUGACGACGAGGAGGAGGGGCCGGGAGCCGAGGGGGAGACCUACUGACUGGACUCUGCAUCGCAGUUCAUACGGUCUGUCUGGAGUACGGUUUGCUGAAACAAUAAUAAGGCCACGAAGCGUAUGAUACAGAUUAUGACACCUGUUCUACUAUCGCUGUGUACAUUAUUACUGAACAACAUUGCACCGAUUUUUUAACUUCCAAGAAUAAAAGAUGGUGGGGAUAUACAGUUCUUCCA